AUGGGCCGCACCGCAGCACUGCCUUUUGCACCACAUCGCCAGCAGCACGGUGCGGCCAAAACUGCCGGCCAUGCCCACAUUGGCGUCUUUCUCGGAGCCAAUCUUCAUCAGAGAAUCGCGGUUUGCAACGCUCUAGCGACUCGUCUCAGCCCACGGCGCUGCCGCAGCUGCUCGUGGCCAAAGACGCAACCAGACUCCUCAUCGCAGGAUCUAUCCCACAAAGAGAGCCACGCCGUCUUUGGCCAGGCCACGCUUUGGAUUGUGCCCUGA
Messenger RNA from Trichoderma atroviride IMI 206040, 270 nucleotides. RefSeq lists its product as uncharacterized. NCBI's taxonomy places the organism in Eukaryota, Fungi, Ascomycota, Sordariomycetes, Hypocreales, Hypocreaceae. The record is from RefSeq and is a predicted model, not a curated record.